This is a messenger RNA of Chrysemys picta bellii (western painted turtle), 2164 nucleotides long. The record is from RefSeq and is a predicted model, not a curated record. NCBI's taxonomy places the organism in Eukaryota, Metazoa, Chordata, Testudines, Emydidae.
UUGAGGCUCCCUGUUCGGCUUGUCCCCUGCCCUUCUCACCCUUCCCCGUUGGCACGAGAGCGAGGCGGGACCUGGGCGUGCGCCUGCAUAGAACGGAGAGCCGAGGGCGGGACGAGCACUGCGCCUGCGCACGGGAAGGAGUCGCGUCUGCAGGACAUCUCCGCAGUAACGAACGCGAGGAGAGUAUAACGCGCUUGCGCGGAGGAAGGGGGUGUUCUGGGCAAUACAAUGCGCCUGCGUGGGCCGGCCGCGGCUGGUCGGUGGCGGUGGAGCCGGUGGGAGCUCCCCGUGGGCCGGUAACAGCGGACGGGGCGCCACAGCCAGGAAUAAUGAGAGCAUGUUGGGUAGAACUGGCAAGAAACUCUCACUUGUUUGGAGCGUUCCUAACUUUUCUUUGGAUCUGCAGUGACACAAUCUAAUCAAAGGGACGGUGAGAGGACAGCAGAACAAAACAUAAAGGUAUGCACAAGUGUUGUGGUGAUCAGCGUACUGCAGAAAAGAAGUAAUCCGAUGCCGAAGAUCAAAACUUCUUAGAAGCUGAAUGUAAUGAUUGUAGCUUUCUGCAACUUUAAAUGAAAUCAACCAGAACUGGCUGGCUGAGGUUUCCAAAAGACUCGUACUCUCUGGAUCAGUGUAAUUCUGCCAUUGUAGUGGCCAGAAACUGGAUGGCUUCUACAGUGAGUGUGAACUUGGAUAAAGACGCGUCAUUGGAUGGAAUACCACCUGCAAAAAAGCCCAGAAAACUGUUGCCAAGCCUUAAAACCAAAAAGCCCCAGGAACUUGUUCUGGUAAUUGGGACAGGGAUCAGUGCAGCAGUAGCUCCUAAAGUCCCAGCACUGAAGUCUUGGAAAGGGUUAAUCCAGGCCCUGUUGGAUGCUGCUAUUGACUUUGAUCUUCUUGAAGAGGAGGAGAGCAGAAAGUUUCAGAAAUGUCUCCAAGAAGAUAAGAACCUUGUUCAUGUUGCCCAUGACCUUAUCCAGAAACUCUCUCCGCGCACUAGCAAUGUCCGCUCCACAUUUUUCAAAGACUGUUUAUACGAGGUGUUUGAUGACCUGGAGUCUAAAAUGGAAGAUUCUGGGAAACAGCUGCUUCAGUCUGUGCUUCGCUUAAUGGAAAAUGGAGCACUCGUAUUAACCACGAACUUUGAUAACCUGCUGGAACUAUAUGCAGCAGACCAAGGGAAACAGCUUGAAUCUCUCGACCUUACUGAUGAAAAAAAGGUGCUGGAGUGGGCGCAAGAAAAAAGGAAGCUCAGUGUCUUGCAUAUCCAUGGAGUUUACACAAACCCCAGUGGAAUAGUGCUUCAUCCAGCUGGGUAUCAGAAUGUGCUGCGCAAUACAGAAGUUAUGAUCCAGAAGUUGUAUGAAAACAAAUCAUUCUUGUUCCUGGGCUGUGGCAGGACUGUUGAUGACACCACGUUUCAGGCCCUUUUCCUAGAAGCUGUGAAGCACAAGUCGGACCUGGAACACUUCAUGCUUGUGCAGAGGGGAGACGUGGAUGAGUUUAAGAAGCUCCGUGAAAACAUGCUGGAUAAAGGGAUUAAAGUCAUUUCAUAUGGAAAUGAAUACGCAGACUUACCUGACUACUUUGAGAGGCUAACAAGUGAGAUCUCCGCGCGGGAUCGAACAGGUCUGCCUAGAGAAGGACAGCUAAACGGCUCUUCUACAGCCCACACUGAAAUCAAAGAGGGUGCAGCACCUGAGCCUCUGUCCUUGCAGCUCAACUGAUUGUGCUACUGGUUAAUCUGAGUUAGACCCUGGCACCUACUGCACUGACCUGUGAAACUCAGUCAGAAUGAAGAAUCUCCCCAUUUCAGUAGCUGGUUCUUAAGCAACUGGGAUUCAGCUGUGAUCCUGCCACUCUUUAGCCAGCUAGAAACUACCAGACUUCACGUUGGUAGGUCCUGGCUGGUGAAGCCGACUUGUGGUUUACACAGCAGCUGUGAUAUCGUCUCUCUCAAGGUUGCAGACUCUGCGAGGAGAGUUUCUCUCCCUCUGAGCAGCAGCACCCUGGGCAGUUUCAUACCUUGUACUUUUGUAUUCUGUACAUUUCAGUGAAAUGAAACUUGCAGUUUUUAUUACUUGAAGCUCUAGUUUUCUAGUUCUUUCUUUAUACUGUACAGUAUUUUGUACUUUGAAGGUGUAUUAAAAGCCUGCUUCACUUA